This is a messenger RNA of Lolium perenne, 573 nucleotides long. RefSeq names its product pollen allergen Lol p 2-A-like. The record is from RefSeq and is a predicted model, not a curated record. Lineage: Eukaryota; Viridiplantae; Streptophyta; Magnoliopsida; Poales; Poaceae. Gene Ontology annotation, cellular component: extracellular region.
CCAUUUGAAAAGCCACAGCAUCUUGCAGCAUACACAACAACGACCAAUCAACGGACCAACCUCGAUGGCUUUCUCACCAGGCUGCCUGCUGGUCGCGACGGUGCUGGCGGCGGUGCUAGCCGGCGCGUGGUGCGCCCCACCGUCGGUGACGUUCACGGUGGACAAGGGGUCCAACGAGAAGAACAUGGCGCUGCAGAUCAAGUGCAGCAAGGAGGGGGACGCCAUGAAAGCGGUGGAGCUCAAGGAGCACACCUACAACAAGUGGCUCUUCCUCAACAAGGGCGCCGGCGGCGUGUGGCAGGUCAAGAGCGACAAGCCGCUAAAGGGCCCCUUCAACUUCCGCUUCGUCACAGAGAAGGGCAUGAAGAACGUCUUCAACGACGUGGUUCCGGCCAACUUCAAGGUCGGCACCACCUACGCCCCCAAGGAGUAGACUUGUUAGAGUGGUCAAUCCGUCAUGGAUCAUCGGUCGUCGUCGUGAGCUUUUUUCUUCCUCUUUCAGAUCGUAUCAUAAAUAUUUGUUGAUGCUUUAUUUUUGAGGUGAUUAUAUAUACGCAUGUAUGAUUUCUUUUU